This is a messenger RNA of Camelus dromedarius (Arabian camel), 6008 nucleotides long. RefSeq names its product glutathione S-transferase C-terminal domain containing (gene GSTCD). The transcript is spliced from 17 exons. The record is from RefSeq and is a predicted model, not a curated record. Gene Ontology annotation, cellular component: cytoplasm. The coding region runs from base 479 to 2374 and encodes 631 amino acids. Lineage: Eukaryota; Metazoa; Chordata; Mammalia; Artiodactyla; Camelidae.
AAUUCCUCUCCUUCCGGUCCGCCGGAUUAUGAAUGACGGACGGUUCGGCUGUUUCCCUGAUGCGCUGCCUGCUGUUUCUCUCCGGUCUCGUGGGCUGCGAAUGGUCCGCGGGUGAAGGCUCCCUGAAGCGGCCUCGCGAAUCCCGGCUCCGGCGGGGCGGGAAUGCGCUGGCGGCCCGUGUCGCCGACACAUUCACGCACCCUCCCUGCCUGGCCGCGCCUCUGCGACCAGCAAACUGGCCUGUCCGGGGAAGAGAUGCACACUGCAUCAGCUCUGUUCAGCAUCUCAAGUUUCUGGUUUUGUCUGCUGCUUUCUCACUCCAUCUCAGGAGUAGUUGCAGUGUGGCACCUGUCAAAGCUGAGAAAGAGAAAUGACAGACACUGCUUCUGUGCUUGGCAGGAAUGUAAUAUGGAGUAACAGGAGCUAUGCCCCAAGCCUUGUAUUGGAGACCCAAAAGGUAACCCAAUGAAAGAAGAAAAUGAAAGGCAUUAAGAAGAGUCUUACAGAAGAAUAUCUAUACUUGGAUUUUUCUCACCACAUAGAAGGGUUCAUCUUUCCUCUUCAUACAUCUGUAACUUUAUUUUUGUUAUCAUACUGUGACUGCAAAAUCUUUAAAGUUUGCUUAGUCCCCAACAGAGAAAGCACUGAUGUUUUACUACUUAAAAAUGUACUGUCUGAGGAUGUUGAAAUACAAAUUAUUUCAAGGCAAGAUCUUCCACCAAUAGUCCAGAGUUGCUGUUUACCUGCAGUAGUGGAAAGACCAGACAAUUUCUGUAGAGCAGGACUUGCUGUUGUACUGAGACACAUAAUCCAGAAAUCAUAUGAAGCAGACCCCUCAAAGAAGGAAAUUUUGGAACUUCUGGGUUUUAAGAAGACUUGCUUGAAAGCCUGUGCUGAAGUUAGUCAGUGGACCAGGCUAUGCGAACUUACCAUUCCUUUAGCUGUUGAGAAUUUUCUCAAAGAAUCUUCUGACCAGCCCCCAACUAUCCCUGCAGAAAUAUUAGAGCUAGAAAGAAAGCUUAGUGAGCCUGUGAGAGUGCAUAACGAUGACAAACUCCGGCGGCAGAAGCUGAAGCAGCAGAAAGCUGCUGGAGUCAGGCCUUCCCUGGCCAAGGAAAAAGCACAGAGCAAGGACCACAGACAGGGGUCAUCGGAGGAGAUGGACUCUUCCCCUGAGAGCCUGGAACUGAAAGUGGCCUUCGCGAAGCUCACAGUACACGAGGACCCUGCUCCUGCCAACAGGGAGCCUUCUCACAUCAGAAAAGCAAAAGCCUCUGACCUUCCACCCCUGGAGCAUGUGUUUGCGGAAGGCCUGUACUUCACUCUGGCAGAUAUUGUGCUCUUGCCUUGUAUCCAUCACUUCUUGGUAAUUAUCUGUAAGAAACUUUCGGAAAAGCUGGUAGAAUUUCCACUGCUGGCCGCCUGGUACCAGAGGAUUCAGGAAGUGCCAAGAGUAAAAACAGCGGCUUCCCAGUGUGGGAUCCAGUUUCUCCAUUUACCACAGUUGCAGACCACCUCAAAUGAACACCAUCCAAACUUAGAUGAGGCCCCAUGUAUAGAGGAGCAAAGUGAUCCUUUAUUUAUAGGAGGACCACGACCCACUAUGACCAAGUUAAUGGAAAAAGGCAUUGAAGUGAUGUUUUCUCCCCACCCUUGCCCUACUUGGACCCUUGAUUGGGAUACUCUUCCUGCAGCAGUGAGCCCAAAGGAAGGUAAAAUGUCCAGUGAUCGAGCUUUGCGGAAGCAGCAACAGCUAAACAACCUCAUCUAUGUGGUGACAAAUCAGGCCAGACCUGGUGACAGAAUUGUGGAUUUCUGCAGCGGUGGGGGCCAUGUUGGGAUUGUUCUUGCUUACAUGCUGCCAUCAUGCCAGGUUACGUUAAUAGAAAACAAGGAAUUAUCAUUAAUUCAUGCUAAGAAGAGAAGUGACGAACUAGGUUUAAGCAACAUUUGGUUCAUUCAAGCAAAUAUGGAGUAUUUUACAGGGAUGUUUAAUAUUGGGGUGGCGUUGCAUGCUUGUGGAGUGGCAACAGACAUGGUGAUUGAGCACUGCAUCAAAACACGGGCGUCCUUUGUCACGUGCCCAUGCUGUUACGGUUUCAUUCAGAAUACCUCAAAGUUUAAUUUUCCAAAAAGUGAUCAAUUCAAGAAAACAUUAUCGUACAAGGAACACAUGAUUCUGUGCAGAUUUGCAGACCAGACAGCUGUCCAGCUUCCACCCCAACGAAGGCUCAUAGGAAAACAGUGCAUGUGCCUGGUGGAUCUGGAUCGAGCAAGAGCUGCAGAAGAACGUGGCUACUCUAUUCAAGUGAUAUCCAUGCAGCCAGAGAGCUGCUCUCCCAAAAAUAACAUGAUCGUGGGAGUCCCCAUUUAGAGUGAGAUAUUCACAUCUGAUGCUGUGCCAUCCGUCUCCCUGACGCAAGCCCAGUGGCACUCAGGAGGGUCCUGGCAUAAUUAGAAGCAGCGUCAGCCAUCUUGAACUUCCUGUGCUGAGGAAGGAGCACAGCAGGAGCGUCUUGGGAGAAGGCUGCCUGCAAAGCGUCACAGAUGUGCUUGUGGCGUGUGAUUAAAAGACUGCUGGUUUUCCUAGUGAGAGUCCCCUGAAGUCUCAGCUGCCAGCAGAGUGAGCCUCACGAGAGGAAGUUCUAUCACAGGAAUAACAAUUUCCUUCUCAGUGCACAGCUUUUCUGAUCUUGCCAGUGUGGUGUUCAGUUCAAAACAGUGGACUUGCAGCCUUAUAAUCACUUAGAGAUUCAAAUGGAGACCGAAACUAAACUGAGUGGGUUUUGUCUGUCUGCGUUUUAUAUUUUUUAACAAUUGUACUUUUUUAAAUAAUUUUUUUAAAAAGCCUAGUCAGGUAAUUACAGUAUGGUUACAUUUUUAAGCUGAGGUGAGUUGGACUUAUAUUUCAUUUCAUAACUCCUUUUAAAUAUAUUUCCCAUAAAUUGCCAAAUGGGAUCACUGCUGGGUCAAACAUUUUAUAUGAAAAUGUUAUAAAAUAAUUGCAGUAAAUUUCCUAUUAUAGGAACAUUAAUCUGGACAUAAAUUCUAACUAAUCAGUAAAUACAUUGAUAUGUUAAUUCAAGUCUAUAAGUAAUUGCUGAGGAUCCAUUAUUUUCAAGGUCCUGGCCUAGAUUCUUCUAAGGAUACAAAGAUGAGUUGGAAGAGACACAGUGCCUUUGCUAUAGAAGUAAAUCACGUACAAGAGAAAGAUUCAUGAAUCAGUUAAGGUCACAGGAUUUGUUUUUCAGUUAUCAAUCAUUUUUAUUUUUGAUACAAUUUACUGAGUAUAAUUGGAGAAGGAGUAGGGUGUGGAAGCUUACCUGAAUAGUUUUCUCCCUCCUCAAAUAGCCCGUAUUCCACCAGCCAGUUUUUAAAAACAGCUGGUGUGUCCUUUCACACAUGCUGCUAAUUCUUUUUUACAUGUCCUAGGUUAUUUCAUUUGAGGUAAGAUUUAUUUCAUCAAUUUUGAUUUUUUUUCAACCACUGUAUGACACAUACCAUGAGGAGAAAGGGCUUUAAUAAAUACCUCUUUCAUCACUGUGGAUUAAAAUAUAGGAAUAAUUUAUGAAGGGGAUGGGGGUUUGAACUCUUGCUUUCUGAGAUAAAUUGAAGAAUUAACAUCAGCCCUGAGUAUCUUAGUCAUUUACACCUGUAAACACGCCAUGCUCUUUUAUCCUGGGCUUUCUUUUUAAAUUGAGGUAUAAUUUACAGACAAUAAAUAACAGAUUUUAAGUGUUGUGAGUUGAGGAAGUUUUGACAACCAUAUAUACCCAUGCAAACACCAUCAGAAAUAAGAUACAGUCUAUUUCUGUCAGCCCAGAAAGUUCUCUCAUGCUUUCUGUUCAAUUUCCCCCACCCCAAAGGCAACCACACUCUGAUUUCUGUCCCCCUACAUGUGUUUUGCUAUUUUUGUCCUUCAUAUAAAUGAAGUCAUUUAGGAUAUAGUCCUUUGUGUCUGGCUUCUUUUGCUCAACGUGUUUUUUUUCCCUUGAAAAAUAACAACUUUGUUAUGUUUAUCAAUGGUUUCUUCUUAUUCCUAAGUAGUAUUUCAUCAUAUAAAUAUAUCAAAAUGUGUUUAUCCAUUCUCCUAUUGGUAUUUAUUUGGAUUGUUUUCACUCUGAAAAUAGUAUGAACAAGCUCUAUAAAUACUCUUGUGCAAGUCUUUUUGUAGACGUAUGUUUUCACUGCUCUAGGAUAAAUAUCUAGUAGUAGAACUGCUGGGUCUUUGAAGAAAUGAAUAUCAAUUGCCAAAUUAUUCUCUAAAGUGGUUGUGCCGUUUUCUAUUCCACCAUCAUCGUAUAAAGAUUCUCGUUCUCCACAUCCUCACCAAUAGUUGAUGUUGUCAAGUUUUUAUAUUUUUACCAUUCUGGUGGAUGUGAAAUGGUAUCUCAUUCUGGUUUUAAUUUUCAUUUCUCUGAUGACUAGCAAUGUUAAGCAUCAUUUAUAAAGUGUCUAUUCGAGUCUUUUGCUUAUUUUUAAAAUUUAGGUCAUUUAGGGUUUUAUAUUGUUGAUUAUACAUUCUGGAUAUGAGUCAUUUGUCAGUAUAUGUAUUAAGAAUAUUUUUCCCAGUCUGCGGCUUACUUACUCAUUUUUAGAAUGAACAUCUUAAUUUUCAAUAAGCCUAAUUUAUCUUUUUCUUUUACGGUUAAUAUUUUCUGUGUCCUCUGUAAUAAAUCUUUACCCCCCUAAGGUUAUGAAAAUUCUUCUUAUGUUUUCUUACAGAAACUUCAUGGGUCUAGCUUUUUACAUUUAGGUCUAUGAUUCAUCUGAAAUCAAUAUUCACUUAUAGAGGUCUAGUUUAUCUGACCUGAAUAACAAGUUUAUAAUCGAGCAAGAAAACAAAAUUCAGCAGAAAACCCAGGAGAAUGUUUACUGGAUGACUGAUGUAAAGAGCCUUGAACAUUUCCAUCAUGUCCUUCGUAAAUCAUCCCACAGUUUAUUCUGAAUUUAAUGAGACUAAAAAUAGGUGUUUACUGUGAAUGUCAUCAAGAGUGCCUUCCAAGAACAAAUUUUCGGAACAUUGAUAGAAAAUAGACAAUAGGAUGGGACCUUGAACAGAUUCCUUAAAGAAGCAUGUUAUCCUUAAGACGACAUGGUGGAAUAGCAGUUUUGAUAGCGACUGGCCGCAAUGGUGAAAAUAUGUGCCCUCCUGCCCUUUACAGAAAAUACUUGCCAAUCCCUGAGUUAAAUCAUGAGGUGUCAAGCAAGCCAGAGAAUAGCUUCAUCUAGGUAAGUAACCUUAAACUGGGGUCCAUAAAUAUGUCUCUGGGGUCUGUCAUUCCAAGGAAUAAUUUGUACUAUUUAUUGUAUGUGUGCAUUUUACUGGUAAGAGAGUCCUAUGACUCUCAUCAGAUUCUCCAAGGGGUCUUGUGAUCCAAAAUGUGUUAAGAACUAAUGGUUUAGGUGAAUGUUGUUUAUUUGUUCUUUUGAAGACUUGUAGAAUGGGCUAGAAGAAAAAGCAGUUCAAGAAAUUGACACAACACAAUGAGAUAUCACCUUACACCUGCUAUGAUGGCUAUUAUCCAAAAAAAGAAAAAAAAAGGCAAGUGUUGGUGAGGAUGGGGAGAAAUUGGAACCCUUGUACACUCUUGGUGGGAAUGUAAAAUGAUUCAGCCCCUAUGGAAAACAGUAUCGGGGUUCCUCAAAAAAUUGCAAUAGAACUACCAUGUGACCCAGCAAUCCCACUUUGGGGUGUAUGUCUGAAAGAAAUGAAAUCAGUAUCUCAAAGAGCUAUCUGUACUCCCAUGUCCAUUGCAGCAUUAUUGACAAUAGCCAAGAUGUGAGGACACAACCUAAAUGUCCAUCAAUGAAUGAAUGGAUAAAGAAAAUGUGAUGUUUAUAUUAUUCAGGCUUAAAAAAGAAGGAAAACCUGUGAUAUGUGACACCAUAGAUGAACCUGAGGACACUGUGCUAAGUGGGAAUAGUCUAGUCCUAGAAGGACAACUACUGAAUGAUUCCACUUACAUGAGCCAUCUAAAAUAGUCAAACUCAAAGAAACAGGAGAA